AUGUUCGACUUGACAAUUCCUUUCAGUCAUGCCACAUCUCUCGUGCGCCGAAUUUUCAGCGAGGCACUCCUGCUCCUGCGUCUCGCCGUUCGUCUGUGGACAUACCUUGGCGUCGGUUGGAAAUGGUCGAUCCAGCUGCUGCGCCUCGUGCUCUACGCAAUGCUGCUCUUGCCGGGCUUCCUCCAGAUGAUUGUGUUCUACGUCUUUAGCCCACGAGUACGGCGCAGCGUUGUGUACGGGCCGAAGCCGCGGCAACGGUUGGACCUGUAUUUCCCGCCCCACCCUCAUCCGCAUGCCGCCUAUCCCGUCGUCAUUUACGUGACAGGUGGCGCCUGGACCAUUGGUUACAAGGCCUGGGGAGCGCUCCUUGCCCGGCGGCUGAGCGAGCAGGGCGUGUUGGUGGCAUGUCUGGAUUACCGCAACUUCCCACAGGGUGACGCGCUGGACAUGUUGGAGGAUGUCAACACCGGCAUCAGCUGGGUGCUAUCCCGCAUCCACCGAUUCGGGGGGGACCCGGACAGCGUCACGUUGGUGGGCCAGUCGGCGGGCGGCCACCUGGCGGGGCUGGCGCUCAUCAAGCAGGUGGGCAAGGGAGAAACAGGGGGGGGACAUUCGGGGGUGGCCUGGUCACCCGCCUGUCUCAAGGCCUUUGUAGGAGUCUCCGGUGCUUACGACCUGGCCGCGCUCGCGGAGCACCUGCACCGCCGUGGCCUUUACAGGAACGUGUUCGACCGCAUCAUGACUCUUGGCUGCAAAGGCGGCGCGCGCCCGGCAUUUGAGGCGUUGUCGCCGCUGCAGGCCGCCCGUCGGCUGCCUCCGGGCGCCGCGGGCAUGUUGCCGUACGUACUGUUGAUCCACGGUACGGCAGACAAGACGGUGCCGGCGGAGGGCAGUGCGCAGCUGUGCGAGGCGCUGCAGUCCUCUGGCGCCCCCAGCUGCCGCUGCCUGCUCAUCCCCGGCAAGACCCACACAGCCUUCCUGUUGGAGGACCCCAUGCGGGGGGGCAGGGACCUGCUCAUGGACACAGUCCUGGGGGCGGUCAAAGGGAGCGGGGACUCGGAGAACCAUGUCUAUGGAACCCUCUGUCCGGGUUUCUUGUGCGACAUGGCGGGCUGGGUGUGCCCGUUUUGA
This is a messenger RNA of Volvox carteri f. nagariensis, 1131 nucleotides long. RefSeq lists its product as uncharacterized. The transcript is spliced from 9 exons. NCBI's taxonomy places the organism in Eukaryota, Viridiplantae, Chlorophyta, Chlorophyceae, Chlamydomonadales, Volvocaceae. The coding region runs from base 1 to 1131 and encodes 376 amino acids. The record is from RefSeq and is a predicted model, not a curated record.